This is a messenger RNA of Gekko japonicus, 1893 nucleotides long. RefSeq names its product C-type lectin domain family 2 member D-like. The coding region runs from base 191 to 832 and encodes 213 amino acids. The record is from RefSeq and is a predicted model, not a curated record. The transcript has 6 exons. Lineage: Eukaryota; Metazoa; Chordata; Lepidosauria; Squamata; Gekkonidae.
CUUAUUUAAGAGAAGGAGGCUCGCUUUCAUUUUCUCACGCUGAACAGCAGCAGCACGAGAGAGCGGCCGUUUCUCCAGGAUUUUCAAGAUGGCAGCUAUUAAGAUGUGGUAAAUCGUAAGUUGGUGUCUCAAUGCUGAUGAGCGGUCAGUGAACCCUACAGCAUCUCUUCCUUCUAUCAAUGAAAAAAAGAUGGAUCAAGGAACAAAAUGUCAAGAACCCAACAAAGAUGAAGAAUUCAUCAGGCAUUUGAGCUGUGAUAAAGCAAAGGAAGGUUGUCAAGCUUUCUCCAGGAAACACUGGCGUAAUGGGAUAGCAUUAGGUGCUAUGAUUAUCCUGAUUGUUGUGAUUGGUUUGGCAACUGCUCUGGGCGUCACAGGUUCAGAACCAUGUUCAGUUGUCACUUAUGCCUCAUGCCCCAAUGGAUGGAUUGGAUACCUGGGGAUAUGCUACUACUUCUCUGAAGAUGAAGCAGACUGGCUUUCAAGCCUCAGAAACUGCUCCUCGCUAGGGGCCUCCCUGUCAACCAUCGAAACACACUGGGAAAUGGAUUUCCUGCUGCGUUAUAAGGGUCCCAUUUAUCACUGGAUCGGCCUUAGGAAAGAUCAAGGGAAGCCUUGGGAAUGGACAGACGGGAGAGUCUUCAACAACACGCUGUUUGACAUUAUUGAGGGGGGAUACUGCGCCUACCUGAAUGAUGUGGCAGUCAUGUCCUCGUGGUGCAAGACCAAGAAGAACUGGAUCUGCAGCAAGCCGGAUGCUAAUGUGCAGGAAAGGAAGCAGGUGGAAAAGAGAGAUGUAAAGCAGGGCUGCGUGAAGGAUGGUUUCAAGUAAUGAAUGAGGAGGAAAAAAUGCAUACAUCACAUUCAACAAUAUACUUACUAUAAUAUGUUAUCUCUGUCACAUGUGUCUGAAACUGGAGAACAUAAGGGACGAUGGCCAGGGAUGCAAUCCGAAGCACUUCUGUAGGCAGCCACCAGAGGGUGCCCUGUUUCAGUAAACAUCUGGAGAGGAUUUACAAAGAAAGUUUUGAGAGAAUUCGGUUGGAAGUCUGGACAGUAUCUAGAAAUAUAAGAACCAUUUUGAUUGGGCAGCAAAAAAACCCAACACAAGUUAAAGGGAUGUAAGAAAUGAAUGAGCAGAAUACUUAGUCGUGGCUGAAGUACGUUCAGAGAUGUGGGCUAUCAUUUAAUAGCCGAUAAAUUUCAAGAUGGGUAGCAGUGUUUGUCUAUAGUAGUAGGAAAGAGCAAGAGUCCAGUAGCGCCUGAAAGACUAACAGGAUCUGUGGCAGGGGUAGGAGCUUUUGAGAGUCACUGGUCAGUUCCUCAGACAGCCAAUAAAUAGUUAUGUGCUUGGGGUAUUUUUAUUCAUUGAUGCUGAUCCAUUUCUCUGCCAGUUAAAAAAUAGUAACAACAAGCAAGGACCUGUGAGAAAUUCAAGGGGAAAUCCUCCCCACCCACGCACUUCAAGUCUCUCUCUGCACUCUCUUCCAUACUACCUACUCUGUUGCCGCUGCUGCUGCCUCCAAGAGGAAAGGAAGAAUCCUGCUGGGGGAGAAUAGGUGCUGAGUAUGGACAGCACUUGAACUGGGAUGGAGCCCUCAGUCACCAGGCUGCCAACCCAGUCCAGACACUGCCGACACUCGGCACUCAACAUCUGCUUUCUCCAGCAGGUUUCCUUCCCUCCUGGAGGCUGCAGCUACUGACAUAAGCUAGUAUUUUGUGUACCAUUGUGCUGCUUCUACAUUUUUUUAUAUAUAAAUCUUUAUUUUAAUUUUCAAUAAACCGAAUAAAGCAGUAACAACCAACUGUAAUAGAAAAAACAAUAAUCAUGUGAGAGAAAAGUAAAAUACAUAUUAAAAACAAGAAUUUCAAGACCCAUGUUCAUUUGCAUAG